Haliotis rubra (blacklip abalone) is the source of this 1487-nucleotide messenger RNA. RefSeq names its product probable basic-leucine zipper transcription factor Q. NCBI's taxonomy places the organism in Eukaryota, Metazoa, Mollusca, Gastropoda, Lepetellida, Haliotidae. The coding region runs from base 112 to 1032 and encodes 306 amino acids. The transcript is spliced from 4 exons. The record is from RefSeq and is a predicted model, not a curated record.
CAACAGUCCAUUUUCAUUUUGACUUCAACCAGGCAGAGCUGUGCGUAACAGUUUGUAGCAACCGUUUAACAACGUGAAACUACGUGCAUCCAGAUCAACAGAUAUGCAAAUAUGACUUCUGUGAAUGUUCUCGUUGGCUGCUUAGCAGUAAUGGGGUCUGUUCAAUCGAAUGAAGAAAAUGGAGACCCCCCACAAGUCAUUCAACAUCCUCAACAAAGAGAUGGAGAUCCUCCUCAACACGUUCGACCUCCUCAACGAGAUCGAGCACCUCCACAAGAAAUUGCACCUCCGCAACAAGAUCCAAACCAAUUUUAUGGACCUGACCCAGGGGAUGUUCAAUCUGAACAGCAACAGCAGUUCAUUCAACAUGCUUCACAGCAACAGAAUCGAAGGAGUAACUCGCAGAGGGAUGUUCUAAAUGUCUAUACUCAGCCACUUCAGGUUCGAACAAGGUCAACAGAACAACAAGUGAUCGACAUAAUGCUAACAGAACUACAACAGAAGCCGUUCCAGAAAGAGGAAAACAGUAUUACUGUGCCUCAGUUCAUCUAUCUGCAAUGCAUGAUCCUUGCUGGACUGUUCACAUCCGUACUGAUUAAGACGUUUUCAAAGAAACAACAAUCUAAUCAGGGAGCAACAAAAACCAAGGAGACAUCGGAACAUCACACUGACCAACAACAAUCUCAAGGCAAACAACACUCUCAACAAAUUCAAGACUUCACACAUCAAGAGGAACAGGAAGCCCGACAGCCAAGAAGCAUUGUCUUUGCUGUUCCCAGUCGACAGAGUGAGGACAUCCUGAACACACAAAGCAUCCAGGCCAGAGAGGCUGCGAUACCGCCCAGUGCUGUUCCUUGUCAACAGAAUGUGGACAUCCUGAAAACUCAGUGCAUCCAGGCCAGAGUGGCGAAGCUGCUUGCCGACCUCCGAAAACAGCUUCAAGCAGUGGCAACAGAGAGUGUCCCAGCUGCUUGCAAGCAGAGACUCUUCAACACAUGUGCUGGCGGCCUAAGGGCUGCAGCACUUUGCUAGAGUCUCAGCCAACCAAAUGACAUCCAUGAAACAUUGUUGACAGUUUUGCCUUGCCCAAUUAUCAGUAAAUAUAUAUUUGUUGUUUCAUUUGUAAGAGAUUCCUGAAAUAUCACCUUCAAUUUAAUUUUUGAAUUGUUUUCAACAGUAUAUCACUAAAGAUACAUUUUUGAGAAAAUUUAUUUGUGAGUGUUACCAUUGUGCAAAAGCAUUCUAAUUUAACAAUACUGAACAUGAAGAUGUUUUCAAUGAUUUUGUCGGUCAGCAACACACAACAAAGAUGUCCUUACUUUCAAAGUUGAUGUAAGAUUUAUCAAUUUUGUGUCACUAAUAAUUUAAGAGCACUGGUCUGUGUGUGAUUGGCAUAUAAAAUCACUGAGAUUAUUUUUAGAUAUUUGUAAACUCUCCAGUAACCCAUAUUCUGAAGCAUUGGUAAAACUGUCAUCUGUGUUUCACUU